This is a messenger RNA of Galeopterus variegatus (Sunda flying lemur), 1049 nucleotides long. RefSeq names its product complement factor D (adipsin) (gene CFD). Gene Ontology annotation, molecular function: serine-type endopeptidase activity. Gene Ontology annotation, biological process: proteolysis. Lineage: Eukaryota; Metazoa; Chordata; Mammalia; Dermoptera; Cynocephalidae. The record is from RefSeq and is a predicted model, not a curated record. The coding region runs from base 252 to 986 and encodes 244 amino acids. The transcript is spliced from 5 exons.
CCAGGGUCAGCACUGGGCGAGACUCACAGAGGCAGGAGGGACCCCCAGCCGCCCGUCUACUCUUGGUGGGAGUCCAGCAGGAGACAACCCACCCCCCGGGGAGAGUGGACGCGGCUGGGCGGAUUCCCCUUUCCCCAGCUGGGCUGCUGCCCCCUGGCAAGUGGAACCGUGGGAGCUGCCCACCCCCUCCCAUCCUCAUAAAAGCGCCCCCAGGGCCCCGCCUGGGUCAGUGUCCAGGACACAGCGGUUUCAUGAUGCACAGCUCAGUGUUUUUGGCGGUUCUGGUCCUCCUGGGAACAGACCUGUGUGCGGCGCAGCCCCGCGGCAGGAUCCUGGGCGGCCGCGAAGCCGAGGCCCACGCGCGGCCCUACAUGGCGUCGGUGCAGGUGAACGGCCAGCACCUGUGCGGCGGCGUCCUGGUGGCCGAGCAGUGGGUGCUGAGCGCCGCGCACUGCCUGGACGACGCGGCCGACGGAAAGGUGCAGGUGCUCCUGGGCGCGCACUCCCUGUCGCAGCCCGAGCCCUCCAAGCGCCUGUACGACGUGCGCCGCGCGGUGCCCCACCCGGACAGCCGGCCCGACACCAUCGACCACGACCUCCUCCUGCUGCAGCUGUCUGAAAAGGCCGAGCUAGGCGUCGCCGUGCGACCCCUGCCCUGGCAGCGCGAGGACCGCGACGUAGCGCCUGGCACACUCUGCGACGUGGCCGGCUGGGGUGUGGUCAGCCACGCAGGCCGCCGGCCCGACCGCCUGCAGCACGUGCGCUUGCCGGUGCUCGACCGCGCCACCUGCAACCUGCGCGCGUACCACGACGGCGCCAUCACCCAGCGCAUGAUGUGCGCGGAGAGCCACCGCCGCGACAGCUGCAAGGUACGCGGGGCCCGGGGGAGCGUCUGCGGCAACCGCAAGAAGCCCGGUAUCUACACGCGCGUGGCGAGCUACGUGCCCUGGAUGGACGGCGUCAUGGCCGGGGACGCGGCGGCCUGAGGAUGACCGGAAGGUGGCGGUCGCGGCGGGGGGUGCAGAGCAAUAAAGCCGUUCAGUCCUGCA